AAUUUAUUUCAUACUUGUGGAAAUGUAUCUUAUUUUGAAAAAAAAUAGACGGAAGUUAUACUUUCUCAGUGAUGCUGUGAUGUAAACAACGACCAUUACUUCCGGUUAUGGCUGCAGGACCUCUACUCAAGGAAGUAAAGGAGACUUUCAAGCAGUGAACUUUGAUGGUGAUAGAGAGUGAUGGAUAACCCGACAGCAAAUAAGAGCCACAUUCCCUGUCCGUCUUGGAUGGCCCAGAAUGGCUGGUCAGCAGCUUCAUCUCAGAACCCGCUCGUCAACCUUCUCCCCAACUCCUAUGAGCACAUGCAGGCAUCCAAUCAGAGUUGUACUAACAACUUGAACACUGUAUCUUCCAGAAACAACCCUCACGCUGACAUGUAUAAAACCUCUCAUAUUGGCAGCAUUCCAUCAUCCAGCUCGCUGUUUGCCACAGAUAUCCCAAAUCUCUCUCAAGGUAUUUCUUUUACUCAACAAAGCUCUAACCUUUCAUCGAUCAUGGUAUCAGCGAACCAAGGAAAAAAUGUUACCCCACCAGCUCUUCGACAGGCAAACCAAGGACUUCAGCUUUGUGGGCCCCAGGAUUUAUCAGUUCUCUCAUCCCACAAUGCCUUCAAGACAUUUCAAAAUCCAGUAUCCAGUCUGGGUUUGUCAAGUGGGAUUCAAGGCCUACCCCCCCGCCUGCCGUCAUGCAGACAACAUCAAGCUGCUUUUGAAGGAGAAAAUGUGGAGUCCGCACAUGGUGCAGGAAACACUCAAAGCUAUACCUCAUCCACCUCUCAGGAGCAGCCUGAGUGGUUACCUUCAUCACAUUGCAGAGCAGGAGCUGUGAAUGACCCUGUCCCAAAAGCAGCUGUUCAAAACAAAAACACAAAUAAAUCUACUACGGCCAGCAGUGAAAAGCGGCGUUCAGAUGUUUUACAGCAGCGCGCUGAGCUGCUUAAACAACUGGCAGAGAUGGAUAAACUUCUGAAAGCACUGCCAUCAGAUAACAGCAGCGAUGGGCAGUCGUCAGAUGAUGAGCCACCUCAGUGUGAACAGACUGCUGCAAAUUCAAAGUCGCGUAAUUCAGCAAAUGGUUCUUCACCUUCAUACUGUGACGAGCAAAAUGAUGCUUGUGAUACGCCAGAGUCACCUGCAGAAUCGCUGAAAAAGGAAGUUGUGUCAGACAUGUCAGGGGAGGACGAUGAUCACGAUUACUCACCAGGGAGUGAUGAAGAGUUCAAAGAAGGUUCUUCAGAUGAAUCCAGUCAUAGCGAUCCAGAGUCCCCCGUGAGUGAAGAACCGCACCAAGAAGAGCAGAACUCAAAAUCAGAAAAUUCUUCAGGAAAGGAUAAAGGAGUCACUCCUGUAAAGAGCAAACCUAUGAUUAGUCAGGCAGAAGCGUCACAAACGCCAGUGUUGCCAGCUGUAAAACGACCAAAUUCAAAAGCUCGCUUUUAUGACAAGAAGAAUUACUGCUUGUUUUGCUCCAAGCCGGUGUUAAAACUGUCACGGCAUUUUGAGUCAAUUCACAGUGACAAACCAGAGGUUGCAGCUGCAUUUCAGUAUCCCAAACACUCCAAAGAAAGACAAAAUAUAUGGAAAAAAUUAACAAAUGAAGGAAACUUUGCACAUAAUAAAAAUGUUUUGAAAACAGGAGAGGGAACUCUUGUCGUACGACAGAGACCGAAAGUGCUUGGACAGGCCCGUGACUUUCUUCCUUGUCUUCACUGUCAUGGUCUUUUUGUGAAGAGAAACCUGUUCAAACACAUGAGGACGUGCCCAGCGAAAAGCAAGAUUGAAAAGGAUAUUGGAAAAAAGCGCAUUGCAUCAAUGUGUGUGCUGGCAACUUUGGACUGUGAAGACCGUGGCAUAAGUGAUGUCGCUAGGAGCAUUCUGAAUGAAAUGAUAUACGAUGAUGUGACGCGAGCUGUUAUGGAUGACAGGAUUCUCUUGCAGUUUGGGGAAUACAUGUACAAUCAUUAUGGCCGUGAUGCGAAAAAGCACCCAUAUAUAAGACAAAACCUUCGUCAGAUAGCAAGACUUGUGCUUGAGGCUCAAAAAACAACCCCAAUGAAGAAGCUGGAGGACUUCUUUCACCCUUCAAACUUCCAGCGUGUGGUGUCUGCAGUGAACGUCCUGGCAGGCUAUGAUUCAGAAACCAAAAUUUACGUCGCUCCUUCCGUUGCAGUCAAGCUUGGUCACAGCCUGCAGAAGACCUGCAGUAUUGUUAAGGAUAACGCGGUAAAGUCUGGUGAUACAAAACAGGCAGAGGCUGCUAAAAACUUCCUCUCUGUGUACCAAAAGAAGUGGACUAAGCUUGUUUCUUCGGCCGCAUUAAGAAGUCUCAGAGAAAUUAAAUCAAAACGAGCAAAGCAGAUACCACUUGUUCAAGAUAUGAAGCGCUUGCAUUUCCACUUGGAGAAGGUUCAUACUACAGCUGAGAAGAAUCUACGAGACAGUCUUUCUACAGAAAACUUUGUCGCGCUGGCCAGGGUCAUGCUUGCCCGGAUAAUCCUCUUCAACAAGAGAAAGCCUCGAGAGGUUGCAACGAUUCAGCUGACGGAAUUCAUGUCACGAACAAAAUCAGAUCCACCUGAUGACUUGGACCCGUCUGUCACAGAGUUGGAAAAAACCAUGUGUAGGUUCUUCACCAGAGUUGACGUACGUGGGGACUGCGGGAGAAAAGUCCCUGUUUUACUGAAGCCCUCAUUUGAGUCGGCUCUGGAGCUUCUAGUGGAUUCUCGCGAGGCAUGUGGAAUCACCAGUAAGAAUCCCUUCGUCUUUGCCCGACCAAAUGCUCUGUCUAACUACAGGGGGACAGAUUGUCUUCAAGGAUUUAUCAAAGAAUGUGGAGCUCAAAACUCUGAAGGUCUGACAUCAAAAAAUGUCCGCAAGCAUUUUGCAAAAAUGCUACAACUGAUGAACCUGGAUGAAAAUGAAGCCAACCAAAUUUUUGGGCCUAAUAACAAAAUCCAGAUCCUGCGGCAGUGCAAUGACUCCACACUGGAUGAUAUUGAAAUGGAUUCUGAAGCUGAGUCGUGGGAUCAUAGUGAAGGCAGACCAGCAUCUCUUAAUCAACAAAAACGUGGAGGAAAAAGUGCCAACAAAUCUAUCAGAGGCUCCAAAUGUACACCCAAACACAUAUGGGGGGAUGCUGAGGUUCGUGCUGUAGAAAAACACAUGAUGCGCUUCAUUCAGGAGCACAAAGUGCCCCAGAAGGAUGACUGCGUCAAGUGUCUUGAAGCUGAGGCAAAAGCACUGAGGAACCGCACGUGGAAAGGUCUAAAGAACUACGUCCGAAACAGGAUCACAACUCUGAAAAGACAAAGUGACUCUUCGCAGGAUUCACCGACCAGCAGCAAAAGGCCCAGAGAAGCAGAACCACAGAAAACGAGACAGCCUACGAGUGGACGACAAGCUGACUCACAGGAUCACGAUGAAGGCUCUACUGCAGACAAUGGAGAGGCACCUUUUAAUCAUCAAAACGCACAUGGAGAAACAAGAAGCGCCAGCAAGACUACACGUCCCAAAUCUGUCAAAUCAGGUGGACAAGGUUCCCACCAUAAAACUAAACACACGUGGGAGGAGGCAGAGGUCCACGCUGUAGAAAGACACAUGAUGAGUUUCAUUCAGGAGCACAAGGUGCCUCAGAAAGACGACUGCAUGAAGUGUCUUGAUGCUGAGCCAAGAGCGCUGAGAAACCGCACGUGGAAAGGUGUAAAGGACUACGUCAGAAACAGGAUCACAACCCUACAAAGACAAAGCAGCUUCUCCCUGGAUUCACCGAAAAGCAGGAAAAGGCCCAGAAAAUCAGCGGAGCCACAGCAGAUGAGACAGUCUGCAGGUGGAGAACAAGCCAGUUCAUGGGAUCACAAUGACUUCUCCUAUGGAGCUGGUGGAGCAGAAAUGUUUUAUCACCAACAAGAACAUGAAGACACGACAAGCUCCAGCAAAACGAGCAGAUCUGUCAAAUCCAGUGAGAAAGGUUUCCACCAUAAAACUAAACACACAUGGGAGGAGGCAGAGGUCCACGCUGUAGAAAGACACAUGAUGAGUUUCAUUCAAGGCCACAAGGUGCCUCAGAAAGACGACUGCAUCAGGUGUCUUGAUGCUGAGCCAAGAGCGCUGCGAAACCGCACGUGGAAAGGUGUAAAGGACUACGUCAGAAACAGGAUCACAACCCUGCAAAGACAAAGUGACUGUUUCCAAGAUUCACCAAAAAGCAGAAAAAGGCCCAGAAAAUCAGCGGGACAGCAGAGUACUCCACAUUACCAACAGCUGUAGAUUUGAUAUGAUGUUAAUACUCAAACCUGCAACAUUUCACAUCUUUCAGCCGACUUAUUGUUCUUUAAUCUUUCUGUCCAUUUGUAUAUAAGAUGUGAGAAUAUCUUUCCAUUAUAGUUCUCAGUUUUUGUUUUCAUGUUUUUUUAUGUUUUAUUUUAUCAAGUUUGUUUAACAAAGACUGUUCAUGAAUACUGAAAAAUUACUGUUUAUUCACAUUUAGAUAAAAGGUUUUUUUUUUAUGGUGUUCCUGGGUACUGUGACCAGUUUUGAAUACAGUAUCUGGUUAUGUUGGUUGGUAUACUGGCACAUGAUGCUUUGUUAAAAUAAAUGUCCAACAGUAAAGUCUCAAAAA
This is a messenger RNA of Oreochromis niloticus (Nile tilapia), 4618 nucleotides long. RefSeq lists its product as uncharacterized. The record is from RefSeq and is a predicted model, not a curated record. Bases 181 to 4266 code for a protein of 1361 amino acids. The transcript is spliced from 13 exons. NCBI's taxonomy places the organism in Eukaryota, Metazoa, Chordata, Actinopteri, Cichliformes, Cichlidae.